Cataglyphis hispanica is the source of this 2243-nucleotide messenger RNA. Its product is annotated as peptidyl-prolyl cis-trans isomerase FKBP4-like. NCBI's taxonomy places the organism in Eukaryota, Metazoa, Arthropoda, Insecta, Hymenoptera, Formicidae. The record is from RefSeq and is a predicted model, not a curated record. Gene Ontology annotation, molecular function: protein binding. The transcript has 2 exons. Bases 157 to 1053 code for a protein of 298 amino acids.
CUUAAUAUUUAUGAAAAAAUUGCCAAUGUGCCAAUGUGCCAAUUCUCAGAUUUUUCUCUGAUUAUAAGUGACGUUUUAAGAACAUAUAUAUGUUGAAAUAAUAAAAUUGCAGAUUUUUAUAUCACAUCGUAUUAGUAUAAGAAUCGAUCAUUAACAAUGCCAUUAAUAGUAGGCGCGACAAUGCAAUGGGAAUCGGCGGACAAAAGUAUAGGGAAAAUCGUACUAAAGCCGGCAGUAUAUACUAAGAAAGCAACAGAACACUCCAUGUGUAACGUUCUUGUAGACAAGCUAGAUGUUAAAGGAGCAUCAAACAAAGAUUUGAUAGAAAAAUAUCAUACUGACAUUCUCAAUAGUGAGGGCGAGAAAGUGUUAAUCAUAGGAGAAGCAAGCGCAGAAAUUGAUAGAAAAAUUGAGAAUGCAAUUCAAAUGAUGAAUAUCCAUGAGAGAAGUCUUGUUACCAUCACUAUGCCUGCAAUACAAUCAGAAAUUAAUAGCGAAUCUAUAAUAGUCAAGUUUCAGAUUACAUUGAUAAAAUGUGAGCGUAAUAAACCAAUCUGGGAGUUGAAUGCAGAAGAGAAGUAUGAAAUAGCCCUAAAGUACAAAGAAAGAGGUAUUGAAUUAUUCAAGGACUUAAGAAUUACAGAUGCAUUUUACAAAUUCAGCAGAGCUUGCAAAAUUUUGAUAACAUUAGAACCAAUACCAGACUUAGAAUUAGACAAGCAAUUAGAAUCCAAUAUUAAUAAUCUGAGACUUAUGCUGUACAACAAUAUGGCUAUGUGUCAUCUAAAUCGAAAGAACUAUGAACAUACCAUUACUUUAUGUACUAAAAUAUUGGAUAAGGAUAAGAAUAAUGUUAAGGCUUUAUAUAGAAGAGGGGUGGCAUAUGGAAAUAUGAAAAAUAAUGAAAAAGCUGUAGCAGAUAUAAAGGAAGUACUUACCUUAGAACCUAAUAAUAAUGCAGCAAAAGAGAAAUUUAAUAUUUAUAACGACAGAUUACAGGAAUCAGUUCAGAGGAGCAAUGAUAUGAUAAAAAGAAUGUUUAAAACUUAUUAAUAAGUCAUUAAUAUUAUAAGUAUAUACAUUUGUUUGCUAAUUUCAGAAAUAAAAUAUAUUUAUUUUAUAAAUAGAAAAAUAUGCACGCCUCUUAUUUUUAUUCACAAUAACUUAUAAUAAUCUUAAUAUUUUACAAGUAUGUAAUAGUAUAUUUGUAUGGUGUAAAAAAAUUAAUAACAUUAAACUAAAAAGUGUUAAUUAUAUAACUUUUAUUACAAUAUUAGUAUACAAUGGCUAAAAAACAAAAGUGCAGCAAAUAUGUGUAGUGCACUCUUAAAGUUUUUUUUUUAUAAUACAGAAUUUUUGAUUGAGGUAACUUUAUUGAUAGCCGCAGUUAUAAAUUAUUCAAUGAUGUGUUUAUUUUUAACUACAUCAUAACUAUAUAAAAUAUGUAAGAUAUUAUAAGUUACUUAUAAAUAUCGAUAUUUGUAAAUGAUUUGGACACUUGAAGUUAUUUAACUCUAUUAUUAUAUUAGUUUCUAAUUAUUUUAUAAAAUUGCACAAGAGCAACUCUUCCAAUACUAAAAUUGCAGUUUGUGUUGAAAGUAUAAUACUAAAAUAUAUAUAGUGGUUUAAAUACUAAUUGUAUUUGUUUAUUAUAAACUUGGGUUAAUAUGUAUGUUAGAAUUAGUUAUUUAGAUAACUUAUAAAAUUAUAAAUAAAAACAGAUUUCUAUAAAAUUAAUAAAUUUAAUAUGUGACACAAAUAAUCUUGACAAUCCAAAAUGAAGUUUAAUGGCACCUUUAUGACCAUAUAUCUCUCCAUAAUUUUACUAUUCUACAUACAAUUAUUUUGUAUAAAGCACAAUAAGAUGAUACAUACAAAUAUGACUAUAUUAAUAACAUGAAGAUGUUUAUUCAGCUAAUAAAAUAAAUUUUAUUAAUUAAGAAUAUUUUUAGAGCUGCCUGUUUGAUGUUUAAUGAUAUUUAAUAUCUGUUAAUAAAAUUACAAGACACAAUCUACAAAAAAAAAAAAAAUUUAGAAAUUGGAUAUAUUAUGUUGUAUAUAAAGCAGCAAUGUAUUAAGCAAACGUAAUUAAAUAAACGUAAAUAAAGUCACAUUUUUCAUGUACUUCUGUAAAAUAAAUAUGUCAACAUUUCAAAGACUUUUUAACACAAACAAUUUAUAAUAAUGUUGAAAUCAUAAAGUACAAUUCUCAUUUUUGCAAUCUCAAAGAAUGUAUAAAUUAU